Messenger RNA from Microbotryum saponariae, 855 nucleotides. The record is from the annotation of a GenBank genome assembly. Lineage: Eukaryota; Fungi; Basidiomycota; Microbotryomycetes; Microbotryales; Microbotryaceae.
AUGUCAUCUACCACAGUUCCACCAGCAGCCACCCCAUCUCACCCCAUCCCCUCCCCGAAUUCCAAGACGUCGCUGCAGACGGCCAAGACGAACCUGUCUUACCUCGUUCGAGGUCCGCAAGCGGGUGGAGCUCGUCCGGCGAGUUUGACGCUGCGAACGGCGCUUCGAUCUACUCGAUAUGUCGUCAAGUUCAUUUUCUGGAGACUGUUAAGAUACUGUGAGCUAGGGGUCCCCACUUGAGAAGAUACACCGUCGGGCCGGGCGAUACCUUCUUGUCGUUUCGAUCGCGACGGAGGCCGAUGACGUCGUUUCACCCCACAACUCAGCUGACCGUGAAAUGACUCGCCUAUCCGCACAGUCAAGUACACUUUGAUAGCUGCAGGAACAGCAGCAUUGGCUGGAACAGCGAUCGGGUCCAUCGUGCCCGUCGCUGGGGCUCUGCUUGUACCGAGCAUCCCUGUCGGUCAGUCUGAGAGGGGGAGAUCGACUUCUUCGACGUGAGUGAGAGGGGACGAGGCUGACAGGGUAUUGCAUUCGUCGUUCAAUAGCUGCUGCGAUGGGACUGGGAACGGCCGUUUUUAGGGCAAGUUGGAAAGCAAAUGCGAAAUCGGGACUUCCUUCGGGUUUUUGGGGUGGCAUGGCAAACAAGUGACUUUGAGCUGAUCCCCGAAUGAGGCUUCUAUUCGGCAGUUCGGCUGGAGACAUCGCGGCAAUCACUUCCGGCAAGGGUGGCUCGUCGGAGGAGAAGGGAGAGAUGCCCGAGCCGACGAAAGAAACGAUGCCGAGGAAGCUCAGGAGGAGCCGAUCAAGAUUCACCCAAGAGCGAACAAGGCAUGGACAUCCGAAAGCUUUUAG